CGCGCAAUAAUUUUUUUUAAUUCCUCGUCCAGCUCGACUUGUCUUUCUUUAUAUUCCCUGAUCAGCAGAACUAUUUGCGGAAAUAAGAAUAAAGGAGCAGUAUGGCAGCAGUCAAACGGAAGCACUCCGAGGCAUCCACGUCCUCCACGAACUUCAGCAAGAAGCCGUUUGCGAAGCAAUGGAAUAAGCCUCCCAGCAGCAAGAAUAACGAGAACGGACGUACGAAGCCGUUCAGCAGACACGGAAGCAAGAAUGAUAGCAGAAAGCCGGCGGCGCAGGCAGAGGAUAGAUCUGCUGUUGCUGAGACUACUGUGAAGAGCACGCUUAAGAAGAACGAGGACUUUGCGUUUCCUAGAGGUGGUGGGUCGGUGUUGACGCCUAUGGAGUAUAAGGAGGCAACGAACGAGGCCGUUAAGGAUUUGUUCGAGUCCCCGAUCUCGGAGCAGCCCUCAAAGAAGACAAAGACUAUCGCUACAACCGGCGAUGAAAAAGCCGACAAAGCAGCCAAGAUCAGACAACGUCAGGUCAAGAAACAGCAGCGCAGCCAAAAGGGAGCCGAAGACGCCGAAGCCAAGGGCCCGAAAAUGAAGAUCGAAGGUCUCACCUUCAAGAAGGUCGUCCCCGGCAUGGUCGUGCUCGGCCAGGUCAGCAACAUCAACGCGUACGAUAUCUCGCUGGCGCUGCCUAAUAACCUCACGGGAUUCAUUCCCAUCACCAAUAUCUCAGAGCAGAUCUCAAAGAAGUUGGACGAUAUCGAGAACAAAGCCGAUGAGGAUGACGACAUGGGUCUGGAUGAAGAUGCCGAGGACGAGGAGAAGAAGGAUAUCGACGAAGAUAAACUUCCUGAUCUCAAGUCUCUCUUCAAAGUCGGCCAGUGGCUCCGUGCUGUCGUCGUCGAGCGCGAGGCUACUGCCACAGAUAAGGCUAAAUCAAAAAAGCACAUCUCGCUGUCGAUCAAGCCCGAGGCUGUCAACUCGGUGAUUGAGAAGGAUGAUCUUGCCGUCAAGGGACUGGCAGUCCAGGCCUCGGUUCAGAGCAUUGAGGAUCAUGGUGCAAUCCUAGAUAUUGGCUUUCCUGAGCUUACGGGAUUUAUUUCCAGCAAAGAACUCGGAUACGCUGGCUACAAACUUGCCGACCUUAUCGAGGGACAGACAAUGCUUCUCACUGUGCUCAACAAAUCCGCCAACGGCCGUACCGUCACACUGACAGCUACUGCCGUCAACAAGAACCUUCCCGCCGUCAAUAUGGUUCAGAACAUUGACUCGUUGCUCCCCGGAACCCUGGUGGAGUUUACUCCCUCGCGAGUCUUGAGCGGCGGUCUUGCCGGACAAGUCGGCGGACUCAUCGAUGCCACCGCUGAUCUUUUCCAUGCUGGCGCGUAUGAUGUCAAACCGCUCACAGAAAAGUACAAAGAAAAUCAAAAGGUGAAGGCUCGUGUCAUCGCGUACCUUCCAUCCGCUGAUGAAAAGAAGUUGCGUCUCUCGCUCCUGCCUCACGUGCUCUCCCUUUCGCUCGCAAGCUUCACCUCCUCAUCCGAAGCUGCGUCUUCAUCGCCUUUCAACGCCCUCGAAGUCGGCCAGGUUAUCCCUGCCGCCAAAGUCCAGUUCGUCGAGCCCGGUAUCGGUGUCUUUUUCGACACCGGCGUCGAGAACGCGCUCGCGUUUGUCCACAUCUCUCGUCUUGCCGACUCGCGCGUCGAUGAAAUCUCACCCUUGUUUGGCGAGUACAAAACCUCGACUGUCCAUGAAGCUCGUAUUACCGGCUACUCUGCCGCAGAUGGCUUGUACCUAGCCUCCUUGCAGCCGAGUGUGCUUGCUCAGCGAUACCUGCGGUUCGAGGACAUCAAGAUCGGAGACGUGGUUGAAGACGCGGAAGUCGUCAAGAUCGUCGAGUCUGGCGGUUUGCUUGUGCAGAUCUCCGACAGCAUCGUCGGCCACGUCAACGAGCUCAACUUGUCUGACGUCAAGAUCUCCCAGCCCGAGCGCAGGUUCAGACCCGGAAUGAAAGUCAAGUGUCGCGUCAUGUCGGUGUCUCCUGAAAGCCACCGGAUCAGACUUACGCUCAAGAAGUCUAUCGUCGGCGCCGAGGUCGAGAUCCCGAGCGUGUACGAGGGAAUCACGCGCGGACAGAGAUUCGUGGGUACGAUCAUCAAUCUUGUCUCGAAGGGUGCGAUUGUCGAGUUUUUCGGCACCGUGUCUGCGUUCCUGCCUCUGACGGAGAUGAGUAACGCCAAGAUCACCGAUCCUAAAGAGAAGUUCACUGUUGGUCAGACCGUCAACGUUAGGGUUGUUUCGGUAAAUGCCGAGCACAGAAAACUUCGCGUCAGUUGUAAGGACCCGAAAAAGAGUCCUAAAGAACGCAAGGAAGACGCCAAGAAGAAAAAGCAGGCUAAGGAGGAGAAGAAGAAGUCAAAGGCGUCUGAAGACGCGGAUGUUGCUAUGGAAGACGCCGGAUCUGCUGAGGGAGACGAUGACAACGACGCCGAAGAGGAGAAUGACGCCCAGGCUGAGGAUUCCGACGAGGAGCUGCUUCUCAACGGAUCUGACGAGGACGAUGAUGAUGAAGAAGACAACGACGAAGACGAAGAAGACAAGCACGUGGAGCCUCUCAAGGUCAAGGGCUUUGACUGGAACGCCUCGUCUCUCGACGCAGACGACGACGCAAACUCUGACUCUGACUCCAACUCUGACUCUGAUUCCGACUCUGACGCCGCCGACGACGGCAAAUCCAAGCGUCAGCGCAAGCGCAAGAAUAAGGUGCAGAUCGACGUCACCGGCGACCUGGCGACCAAAGAUCCCGAGUCGGUCGCUGAUUUCGAGCGCAUGUUGAUCGGAAGCCCGAAUUCUUCUGCGCUGUGGAUCAGGUACAUGGCGUUCGAGAUCCAGUUGGGCGAGAUUGAGAAGGCGAGAGAGAUUGCGGGACGCGCGCUCAAGACGAUUAAUUUCCGCGAUGAGAAGGAGAAGCUGAAUAUCUGGGUUGCUUUGCUCAACUUGGAGAACAGUUUUGGUACGAAGGAUACGCUGGAGGCUACGUUCAAGGAGGCAUGUAUUCACAUGGACCCGGAGGUCAUGAAGGCGAAGAUGAAGAUUAUUCAAAAGCAGAGAACUGGAAAAUAGACGGUUUUCUUUUGAUUGAUUUCCUUGUUUGGUGAAGCAUUUAUCUGGCUUGUGUGUUUUGUUAUUUACAAAAGUUCUGAAAUUAAAUUCAUCGCUAAUCAACUAUAU
This is a messenger RNA of Myxozyma melibiosi, 3224 nucleotides long. RefSeq lists its product as uncharacterized. Gene Ontology annotation, molecular function: RNA binding; protein binding. NCBI's taxonomy places the organism in Eukaryota, Fungi, Ascomycota, Lipomycetes, Lipomycetales, Lipomycetaceae. Bases 102 to 3116 code for a protein of 1004 amino acids. The transcript has 3 exons. The record is from RefSeq and is a predicted model, not a curated record. Gene Ontology annotation, biological process: rRNA processing. Gene Ontology annotation, cellular component: small-subunit processome; nucleolus.